AUGCGCAAGCGCACCAUGCAGUCCGCCAUGAAGCAGAUCUACAACCCCGCGAGACAUGGUCGCGGUCGCUAUCAAACGCAAGUGUCCGAGACGGAAUUCCGAUUAUGUUCCAGGACGGUGGAAGAAGGCAGAGAGAGUGGAUAUCGACAACUCUGGCUCUUUGCCUUUCGACACUACCUCCAGAUGCCGAAAGCACGUCAGAAAAAGAAGCGACAUGCCAAAACCAAGUUCCGAGAAGCCAACGACGGAGUCGUGCACCGAAUGGCAUUCCUAGCCCUUCAACUAGGAUUCGACUCACCGCAGAUCCGACGUCUCAUAGACGACUCGCCAGAUCGCCGGCUUGCGCUGGAAGCGCUUCUAAAGGCGCGUGACCGUGAUCAGUAUUGA
Messenger RNA from Talaromyces marneffei, 387 nucleotides. RefSeq lists its product as uncharacterized. The record is from RefSeq and is a predicted model, not a curated record. The transcript has a single exon. The coding region runs from base 1 to 387 and encodes 128 amino acids. Lineage: Eukaryota; Fungi; Ascomycota; Eurotiomycetes; Eurotiales; Trichocomaceae.